Messenger RNA from Andrographis paniculata, 1776 nucleotides. Its product is annotated as heat stress transcription factor A-7a-like. Bases 135 to 1328 code for a protein of 397 amino acids. Gene Ontology annotation, biological process: regulation of transcription by RNA polymerase II. NCBI's taxonomy places the organism in Eukaryota, Viridiplantae, Streptophyta, Magnoliopsida, Lamiales, Acanthaceae. The transcript is spliced from 2 exons. Gene Ontology annotation, cellular component: nucleus. The record is from RefSeq and is a predicted model, not a curated record. Gene Ontology annotation, molecular function: DNA-binding transcription factor activity; RNA polymerase II cis-regulatory region sequence-specific DNA binding.
AUCACCCAAAAACAUUCCAAGAUUUUCUCCCCACAGGUUACUUUCCGCUAGCUGCUAUCAUCGUCUUGAACUAAAAUCGUACGUUUUCUAAUUAAUAAGAUUCCAAGGUUGUUUUUGACGACGAAUGUGUAAUCAUGAACCCAAAAGAAGAGUGCUAUCCAGGUGGAUCAUCGUCACUGUCAUCGUCGUCGUCGUCGUCGUCACGAUUACGUAAUGAAGGGUCUCAUUAUCAUCAUCGUCAACUUCUUCUUCUUCCAUCUGCUGCUGCAGGUUCUUCUUCUUCUUCAUUAUCUGCAGCAGCAGGUGAUGAUGAUCUUCAUAAUUCUAAUGAUGUUGGUGCAGUACGGCCGAUAGAGGGGCUGCACGAGGUGGGCCCGCCCCCGUUUCUAACGAAGACAUUCGAGAUGGUGGAUGACAUAGCCACAGACCAGAUUGUCUCGUGGAGCCGAGGUGGUCGUACCUUCGUUGUCUGGGAUCCCAAUGCCUUCUCCAACGCCAUCCUUCCUUCUUAUUUUAAGCACAACAAUUUCUCCAGCUUCAUCAGGCAAUUGAACACCUACGGAUUUAAGAAAAUGGAUGCAGACAAGUGGGAGUUCGGGAACGAGGCCUUCCUGAGAGGGCGAAGGGAUCUUCUGCAAAUUAUCAGAAGAAGAAGGACUUCUCCGACGCAACAGCAGGGGGCGGCUAAUAACUCCGACGACCACGACACGGCGGAGGUGGAGCGGCUCCGCCGUGAGAAGAAGGCGCUGCUGGCGGAGCUGCUGCAGCUGCGGCAGCAGCACCAGACCACGCGAGAAUACGCCCGACAAAUGGAGGCCAGGCUGCGGGGGACCGAGCGGAAGCAGCAGCAGAUGAUGAGGUUCCUCGCCACCGCGAUGCAGAAUCCCGACGUCGUCCGCCGCCUGCAGAUCAGGCCCGACACCAAGAAAAAGCAGAGGAUAGGGCUCGACGCCGCCGCCGGAGAGUACAGCCGGCGGCCGCCGGUCAAAUUGGAGGAGAUGGAAUUUUGGGAUGGCUGUUAUGGACUGGACCAGGGACAGGUGUCGGAGCUGGAGGUCCUGGCCCUCGAAAUGCAAGGGCGGCGGCGGCCGCCGCCGAAAGAGGAGGAGGGGGAAAUGGACGGUGAUGAUCAAGAACUGCAUUUAAGGUUUAAUUGUGAUAGGGAGGUUUUGGAUGAUGGGUUUUGGGAGGAAUUAUUGAGCAGUGAUAAGCAGGGAUUGGAGCAGGACGAGGAAGAAGGAGAUGGUCAAACUAAAGUGAAUAUGGAAGAGUUGACUGAGAGGUUGGACUUUUUGUGUUCAGGGUCAACUCCUAAGACCAAGCAGUAGUGGAGGCAGUAGUAGUUGAGUAACUUUGUUGUAGUAUGUGUUAAUUUUCAAGUGGGUAAGUUUUUGGACUUUAUAUGGGCAGGCCCAGUUGAGAAGACUUCCUAAGAUCGGCUCAGUAUGGAUAAAGCCCAAUAUAUGUAUGGGCCUUAUUGGGCCUUUAGUAAGACAUGGGCUCAAACAAAUAAUUAAUAUUGCAGAAAAAACGGGGUGGGAAUUACGCCUACAUUAUGAAAGUAGUAUAACGUAGUUAGUACAAAGGUGCGUUGUGGUGUGUACCAAGUUGAAAUGAUGUAUUUUAUGUAAUAAGGCAGAGGAGAAUCUGGCAAUAGAAGGAAGACCCGUGAAGGAAAUAGUAAAGGGCUGAGUGGGUGGGUCCCACUCUCUAUCUCUAUCUCAAUAUCAAAGGUGUGUUUUUAUUACACAUAUUUUCUUUUAAGAAAAAUUAAUA